GGAAGACGUAUAAAGUAAAGUAGUAGAACAGAGGAGAAAGUAUUCACCUUUAUCACUACUAUAUAAGUGAAUCACCGAUCUUGUGGAUUCACGGUGGCCGGCGGAGUCAUGGCGACGGCUAACGGGGCAAAGGGUCCGUCGAGGAUGGGGCCCAAGGUGUUGUUUUAUUCAAUAUUGCUUACGCUUCAGUACGGAGCUCAGCCUCUGAUCUCCAAACGCUGCAUCGGGAAGGAGGUUAUUGUAACUUCAUCUGUCUUGACGUGCGAGGUUGUUAAGGUCAUAUGUGCGCUGAUUCUCAUGGCAAGAGAUGGCAGCUUGAAGAAAUUAGCAAAAGAAUGGACUUUGAUGGGAUCCUUGACCGCAUCAGGUCUCCCUGCAGCCAUAUACGCACUUCAGAACAGUUUGCUGCAGAUCUCUUACAGGAGCCUUGACUCCUUGACUUUCUCUAUCCUUAAUCAGACCAAAAUCUUCUUCACAGCCUUCUUCACAUUCAUCAUACUAAGACAGAAGCAAUCAGUUCAACAGAUAGGAGCUUUGUGUUUACUGAUCAUGGCAGCAGUUCUUCUAAGCGUUGGCGAAGGGUCUAACAAGAGUUCAAGCGGCGGAGUCAAUCCUGAACAUGUGCUGUUUUAUGGGAUUAUACCGGUUUUGUUAGCCUCUGUGCUCUCCGGUUUAGCUUCCUCUCUAUGUCAGUGGGCUUCUCAGGUGAAGAAGCAUUCGUCGUACUUGAUGACGUUGGAGAUGUCUAUCGUUGGAAGCCUCUGCUUGUUGGUGAGUACGCUUAAGUCUCCUGAUGGUGAAGCGAUUAAAAGACAUGGUUUCUUUCAUGGUUGGACUGCUUUAACCAUGGUUCCAGUUAUAAGCAAUGCUCUUGGUGGGAUUCUUGUUGGCCUAGUUACAUCACAUGCGGGUGGUGUAAGAAAGGGAUUUGUGAUUGUGUCGGCAUUACUUGUGACGGCUCUGCUGCAGUUUGCGUUUGAAGGGAAACCGCCUUCAUCGUAUUGCCUCGUGGCUCUUCCUCUUGUGAUCAGUAGUAUCUCAUUGUACCAGAAAUAUCCAUACAUGGAUAAGAAGAAGAAAAAGGUCUAAGAAACCUCUUAGCAUCUUCUCAGAUUCACAGGGAUAGCUGAUAAAUAUCUAGAAGAUAGUGAUUCUUGGACCAUGAAUUUGUAUUAUUACAGUGAUACAUUGAAUGUCUUGUAAAUGAUCU
This is a messenger RNA of Brassica oleracea var. oleracea, 1210 nucleotides long. RefSeq names its product CMP-sialic acid transporter 5-like. The record is from RefSeq and is a predicted model, not a curated record. Gene Ontology annotation, molecular function: pyrimidine nucleotide-sugar transmembrane transporter activity. Gene Ontology annotation, cellular component: Golgi membrane. Gene Ontology annotation, biological process: pyrimidine nucleotide-sugar transmembrane transport. Lineage: Eukaryota; Viridiplantae; Streptophyta; Magnoliopsida; Brassicales; Brassicaceae. The transcript is spliced from 5 exons. Bases 109 to 1089 code for a protein of 326 amino acids.